UUAGCCCUCCUCUGAUACAAAGGUACGGCUCCCUUCCUCUCCGGCUCUCCCUCCAUAUCUCCAGAUCCUCUCUCCUUUGGAGGUGAAGCGGCGGCCUUUCUGCUGCGGAGAUAUGGAGGGAGUUCUUCGAGCCAAAGGCCUCAUCUCUCUCCCCCUAAACCCCGGACCCCGAGCCAGAGACCUCCACCCCCUCUGGACCGCAAGAACCCAUCUUUCCAGGAGAAACACCAAGAAAGCCGGCGCCUUUCCCUCGGCGGCGGCGGCGGCGGCGGCGCUCCGAGUACAUCACUCCCAUGGCUUCGCUGGUAAAGACAGCGGUCUCCGGUUUUCUGCUCCCACAGAAGCCGAAGAAUCGCUCCUUCCUGCAGAAUAUCGGAGCGCGGGACGUGGCUUCUCCAAGAAACCGAAGAACCUCCAGAUUUGUCGAGCUGAAGCCGCGAUUUCGACCGAUGGAGGCGGCUUAGUCGGGAGCGGAGAGAGGCGCAAGUUCUUGGGCUUGGAGAUCUCGACGCUGAAGAAGGUUAUUCCCCUGGGACUCAUGUUCUUCUGUAUUCUUUUCAACUAUACCAUUCUGAGGGACACCAAGGACGUGCUGGUGGUGACUGCCGAGGGGAGCAGCGCCGAGAUUAUACCCUUCUUGAAGACGUGGGUGAACUUGCCCUUGGCGGUGGGGUUCAUGCUCCUUUACACCAAGCUCUCGAAUGCACUGUCCAAGGAGGCUCUUUUUUACACCGUUAUAUUCCCCUUCAUCGCCUUCUUUGGGGCCUUUGCCUUUGUUUUGUAUCCUCUCAGGAAUGUCAUCCAUCCCACCGCGCUGGCCGACAAGCUGCUUGCUGCGCUCGGGCCGAGCUUCCUUGGGCCGGUUGCGAUCCUAAGGAUUUGGAGCUUCUGCUUGUUUUAUGUCAUGGCGGAGCUGUGGGGGAGUGUGGUGAUCUCGGUUCUGUUCUGGGGUUUUGCCAAUCAGAUUACAACUGUUGAGGAAGCAAAAGAAUUCUAUCCUCUGUUUGGCCUUGGAGCUAACGUUGCUCUAAUCUUUUCUGGACGCACGGUAAAAUACUUCUCUAACCUGCGGAAGAAUUUGGGUCCAGGGGUUGAUGGUUGGGCAAUUUCGCUAAAAGGAAUGAUGAGCAUCGUGGUGCUUCUUGGUCUUCUUAUCUGUGCUAUCUAUUGGGGAGCGAACACUUUUGUUGUUAAUGACCCCGCUGUACCAAGAUCUAUUCGCAAGAAGAAGGAAAAACCAAAACUAGGUAUGGGAGAGAGCUUGAAAUUUUUGCUUUCUUCUAGAUAUGUCAGGGAUCUUGCCACUUUGGUGGUUGCAUAUGGUAUCAGUAUUAACCUUGUUGAGGUCACAUGGAAAUCAAAGCUCAAAGCGCAGUUUCCAAGUCCAAAUGAAUACUCAUCUUUUAUGGGUGAUUUUUCAACUGCCACUGGCAUCGCAACUUUCGCAAUGAUGUUGUUGGGUCGGGUUAUUCUAAGAAAAUUUGGGUGGGGAGUUGCAGCCAUGAUCACUCCAACAGUUUUGCUGCUCACAGGAGUUGGAUUCUUCUCUUUAUUAUUGUUUGGUGAGCCAUUGGCUCCCUUACUGGGGAAGCUGGGUAUGACUCCUCUAAUUGCAGCUGUUUAUGUGGGUGCAUUACAGAAUAUCUUCAGUAAGAGCUCAAAGUACAGUUUAUUUGAUCCUUGCAAGGAAAUGGCUUAUAUCCCUUUGGAUGAAGAUAUGAAGGUAAAAGGGAAGGCAGCCAUUGAUGUUGUUUGCAACCCAUUAGGAAAGUCAGGAGGUGCCCUGAUCCAGCAAUUUAUGAUUUUGACAUUUGGGUCUCUUGCAAACUCGACUCCAUACCUUGGAGGAAUAUUGCUGGCAAUUGUUCUUGCAUGGUUAGGUGCUGCAAAGUCUUUGGAUUCCCAGUUCUCUCCAUUGGCUAAGGAAGAACUUGAGAAGGAAAAGAGGUUGAAAGAAAAGGCAGAAGAAUCAGCGACCAGGAUGUCUGAGGAAGGCACUGAUGGAUCAGUAGGGAAUAUAAAGGUGCAGAGAAUUGAAAAUGGUUCUGUUCAUGAAAGUUUGGCUAGUGAAAAGACAUCAAAUGGGUCCGCUCUGGAACCGAAGUUAGCUGCUGAGUUUGACAGCUCUCCGGAAAGCUCCACUCCUCGCAUUCAAUAAAUUUAUUCUCUGGAAGUCCUAAACGGCAUAAGGUCGUAGGGUUAUAAGGUUACCACUGGGAGCGCAACCUCCUCUCUAAUUAGAGAUAAAUAUAACAUGACAGAGGCAGGUGUGCAAUUGCGUCCUUUUGGUUAGCUGAUAAGCUGGUUUGUUCUAAUAUUCUACUGUUGCUGUUUCCUUUAUUGACAGUCAAUGUGCAAUUUGCCUGUUUUUGCAACUGUUAUUAUAGCAACCUUUUAAGCUCAUAACUCUUUAUAAAGAGUUCGAAGAGGAGGCAUCUGUAAUGGUUACUUACCAGUUCUCUUCUA
Molecule: messenger RNA, 2466 nt
Organism: Phoenix dactylifera (date palm)
Lineage: Eukaryota; Viridiplantae; Streptophyta; Magnoliopsida; Arecales; Arecaceae
Product: ADP,ATP carrier protein 2, chloroplastic
Biological process (GO): nucleotide transport
Cellular component (GO): membrane
Molecular function (GO): ATP:ADP antiporter activity
Source: RefSeq, a predicted model, not a curated record